AUGUUAAUCAAUGAAAAAUCUUCAAAAGAGGCCGGUCAGGAGUUUCCAAUUUCAUUGGUUAGCCUAUUCUUAGAUCGUGUUGAAGUUACACAUGGAGCUGUCGGUGCACUGGAAACUCUAAUCAUCAAGUUCAUUCCUUUGAUAAAAGACCCUCUUGUAGCACAAGUACUGUCGCAAAAGAUUCAGCGUUUCUAUCAAAAUGCUUCCGUAAGCAGCAAGGAAGCGGAACCAGAAACCAAAACCCAGAAGACUGGGUCUAAAUCACGUGAUACCAAAGGCGACGAGGAUGACUUGAUGGAGUGGACUUGGACUUUAUUGGAUGAUGACGUCAACAGGGUCAUGAAAGAAAGUAAAGAAUUCACCUCUGACGUCAUUGAUGAUGUUAGAAUGAAUGAUUUGGAAGCAGGCAUUGGAAAAGAAUGCCAAGUAGAAAGGGAAGGAAAGCGUUGUGAAGGUGGCACAGAAAACCUCAGGAAUGAUGACAGUGCAAGUAGAAUCGAAAUUGAAAGUGAGACCCAAAAUAUGGGGAAUGGAAAAGUAAAAAGGGGAAAUAUCGAUAGUCACAAGAAUGAGAAUAGAGAGAAAAGCGAAGCGGAAAUUCAAGAAUAUAGCAAGGAUGGAAACAAACAAAGUCCUGAAAAAAGAGACAUUGACCCCCACAUUGAAAUUGACGAGGAAAUGAAAAGUAUUGAAGAGGAUGACGAUGUAUUUUCAACGUUAAUUCAGAAAGGAGAAUUUGCCGAACUAGAAAAGGUUCUGAAUUCUUCAUUAUCACGCAACAAGCGUCAAGAAGAAUUUCUAUUCAAGAUUACUUCAAUAUUACCAGGUUUAGAAAUGCACAUGCAGAAAGCGUUCGUAAGGUCUUGUUCGGACUGGCUAGUCAAAAUCAUGUACAAGCAUGUGUUCGAGCAGUGGUGCUAUAAAAAGUUUUCAGAUGCUUUACUCGCGUGUCUGAGUACAAUAAACCAGUCUCAUCCUGCAAUUUUUCGCCUGGUGCUCUUCAAGACAAUGAAUAAAGCUGAGGAGGCCAUGAUAAACUGUAGAAUCAGUAAAGAGAGAAGAUUACAAAUUAUACUUUGGAUGGUUGAUGUUAAGAAACUCUGUGCUCGUCUUGGCACCAACGACCUUUGGGACAAAGAAUUUUCCAGGCUGAUCCGAGCAGUGAAGAAGAAAAAGACACUGUUUAGUGCGCUUAUGUCAUGCGAAGAGCUGGCCCAAGGGAACUCCGUGGAAGAACCAACAGUCAUAAGUGAUUGAUUUAUUU
Messenger RNA from Actinia tenebrosa (Australian red waratah sea anemone), 1264 nucleotides. RefSeq lists its product as uncharacterized. The record is from RefSeq and is a predicted model, not a curated record. NCBI's taxonomy places the organism in Eukaryota, Metazoa, Cnidaria, Anthozoa, Actiniaria, Actiniidae.